AUGUUCGUCCACCAGGCGAUCUGCCGAUGCCUGCAUUCCGUCUACACAGAGGUGCGCCUGAUCGUCCCUCUACCAGUGUCCCCGAUGCAAGUUCGGAGCAUGGUGUUUCUCAGCCUGCUUACGGGGAUGUGCUUCAUCAUGAAAGUGGAGACGCCACUCGCCGCGAGUGGAGUGACUCCGACAGGAGUCAAUGGGUGGGAGCCUCCGGUUCACUCAGGGGCGACGAGUGGAAUACCGGAGACUGCGACAAAGGAGCUACAGGACCGCACAGUGAAUGGGAGCGCCGUGCCAGUUGGGGAGCGAGGAGUACAGGAGUUACGUCCUCAAACUACGAAGCCCACCGCCGCGAACAACGAGAACCUCACAGAGACGACCCAUGGUCCCAAGGCGACGACCCGUGGUCAAAAGGGAGAAGCGACCGUGAGCGCCGCUACCAAGGACAUGGAGGACGCGAUGACGAUGAGAGGCACGACUGGCGAAGCAAUAAGCAUCCUCGAGGAGAUCCCCCGGCAGAUGGUCGAGAUAACCGAGGGACUUGGCACGAUGACGCAGAAGGGCGCGGACGUCCCGAGGCAGAUGGUCGAGAUGGCCGGUCUCAUUGGCGCGAUUCGCCGCAAGUUCCCCAAGGUUGAGGACCAGUGGUACUCGAAGCUCGAUGAGGAUACUAGCCAUGCCUGGAGCGGAAAGAGCACCGAGUUCUGUGUGGACCACGGCUUCGGCAAGGGCGGCCAAACCGGACCGGCCGCGCGGGCAUCCGAGCGCCUACAAGUGCCGUCUUUCAGUGCAGAGGACAGCGAGGACUUGGGAGGAUCUGCAAGGUCGUACCUCAGACAGAUAGAAGCCUGGAAACGUAUGACUAUGCUACCUGCAAACAAACAAGCCCUCGUCCUGUACCAGAACCUGUCCGGAAAAGCUUGGAUUGCAGCCGAGGAACUCAGUCUUGGCCGCCUAGGUGAGGAUACCGGCGUGACGUACCUGGUAUCAUGGGUCACCGCGCGGUUUCUGGACCUGGAGAUCACCCGUAUCGGCCGAGCUCUAAGUGACUUUUUCAGAAGAUUGCGAAGGCGACCUAAUCAGACAGUCCGCGAGUACAACACUGAGUAUGACCGCUUGUAUGGACGCUUACGCGAA
Molecule: messenger RNA, 1131 nt
Organism: Symbiodinium sp. CCMP2456
Lineage: Eukaryota; Dinophyceae; Suessiales; Symbiodiniaceae
Source: the annotation of a GenBank genome assembly